AUGUGCCCUUGCAUCUCUGGCGUCCGCUUCAGACAACUUACUUCGUGCAAGGUUUUUUGCUUCGUUGCCGGAGGACUCAACUAUGCCAUGAUUAACUGGGGAUUGGGAAGGCAUGCUGUCACUCUGCCCCCCGAUAAUGUCACGAUGGUGCUAAAGCUUCUCGUUGCCUUCGAGUGUAUCUACUGCACUGGGGUAGGGCUGGUCAAGCUCUCACUCCUCCUGAUGUACUUGCGCAUAUUUCCGACCAAGGACUUUCGAAUCGGCGCAUACAUCUUAGGAUCCGUGACGAUUGGUUGGGUCAUAGCCAUCAACUGCGUCAGCAUCUUCCAGUGCAAUCCUAUCGAAAAAGCCUGGUUGGGCCCUGCAGUUGCCGGUACAUGCAUCAACCUCAAGGCUUCAUUCAUUGGUAAUGCCGUGCCCAAUAUCUUGACAGAUAUUAUUAUCUUAUGCAUGCCUGUCACUCAGGUGUUGAGGCUCCAAGUGUCAAACGCUCAACGCGCAUCGCUGAUCUUCAUGUUCUUGCUCGGAGCAUUUGUGCUCUUCGCUAGCAUAUAUCGCUUUACGACAAUCAUGCAAUUUGACAUGGCCGACACAACGGGAACUUUAGCAACAGCGUGCACUUGGUGUGUCGUAGAAGUUGCAACUGGAAUCAUAAGCGCAUGCCUACCUACGAUGCGUCCGCUCAUGCUCCUUGUUUCGUCGCAAUUCAGCAGCACUCGGAACAGAUCUGGACAAGGGUCGGCUACGGGAGGGCGGUCGCAUAAGACGGAGCUUGUUACCAUUGGCGGCACGGGGAGCAAACGCAAUCAGGAUUUCAGGCGCCUCAAGAAUGACUACGACGUCCACAGCAACGUCAUUGCGACGCAUACAAAUGGAGGUCGUGAUGACGCGUCGUCAUUGAGUGGUGAUGAGCGACCCCUAGCUAGUGUGACAUAUCGACAAGAAGCAAGGCAUAGCUCAUCUAGAAAAUCUUCAACAACGGAGCUUUGA
Alternaria alternata is the source of this 990-nucleotide messenger RNA. RefSeq lists its product as hypothetical. The record is from RefSeq and is a predicted model, not a curated record. NCBI's taxonomy places the organism in Eukaryota, Fungi, Ascomycota, Dothideomycetes, Pleosporales, Pleosporaceae. Bases 1 to 990 code for a protein of 329 amino acids. The transcript has 4 exons.